AUGAGAGCACAAAGAGCUGCUGCUGAAAACAAAAAAAUUGAAGUCAUUGCUAGAGCAAAGUUAUUGAUUGCUGAAGCUAAGAAGGCUGAGGCGGCCCUUGAAAUUGCUGCAAAUAAUAGCCUUCUUGCUCAGGCUUCCCUGGUUGAAACCAGAAUGCUUAUUGCCCAAGCAAUUCAGUCAAUUGAAUCUAUAAAGGAAGGAGAUCUAGUCUCUGACCAAUACGACAGUAAUUUUCAGGCUUCAUCCAAAUUAGUACCCCAUGUCGAAGUGGAUACGAUUACAGAAAUUGGAAGUCCGAGUCACGUUGAUCCAAGAAAAGAAAAUGGAGAUCAAAGCUCGUGGUCAAGUGAUACUGAAGCUGAGGACGUUGGAAUGCAUGUUUUUUCAGAUUUGCUGAGUGGAAAUCCAUCAAUGUCUUGUGACACCGGUUCACUCUAA
Fraxinus pennsylvanica is the source of this 438-nucleotide messenger RNA. The record is from the annotation of a GenBank genome assembly. NCBI's taxonomy places the organism in Eukaryota, Viridiplantae, Streptophyta, Magnoliopsida, Lamiales, Oleaceae.